Messenger RNA from Eupeodes corollae, 1404 nucleotides. RefSeq lists its product as uncharacterized. The record is from RefSeq and is a predicted model, not a curated record. Bases 267 to 1361 code for a protein of 364 amino acids. Lineage: Eukaryota; Metazoa; Arthropoda; Insecta; Diptera; Syrphidae. The transcript is spliced from 2 exons.
CGGAAGACUGUUGGUAUUGGUGGUGAAGCGUGACUGUGUUUGUUCAGCCAUCAGAUGAGGAUAUGAGUGUAUACUUGACUGUCAAUCAAAGUAGUGUUGGUGUAUUUUUGUUCGAAAGCAUUUUUGAGCGGGUAGGUUUACCGUUUGGUAGAUACAGAAAUACUUUCAAUCGUUUUCGUCAGUCAUACAAGUUUCUCGUAACGUAAGACUACAGUUUUGUUGUGUAUUUUGUGUCGUUGUUGUUAUUAUUUUGAUGACGUGUAAAAAUGGAUGCAGGGAAAAACUUUCUAAGUGAAUUUAUCGAUUGUUACGAAUUGUGUCCUUCAUUAUGGGAUAAUUCAUCUCCUGAAUACACAUCAAGGCAUACAAAAUUUAUUGCAUACAAUAAAUUACUUAACAUAAUGAAAAAAUAUAAGGAAGAUGCAUCCAUAACGGAUGUGAAGAAAAAAAUCAAUACUUUGCGUAGCAAUUUUCGAAGAGAAAUGAAAAGAAUAUCAAGGUCAGAGGCAAGAGGUGAUAUGCCUCUCUAUACACCGAAUCUAUGGUGGUUUGAAAAAUUCAGUUUUUUAAGACAUCUUAAAAAUUUUAAAGAAUAUUCAAAAUCUGGUUCUUCGAAAGCCAAUAUCCAUGCUAAACAAGAGGAAGUUUAUAUUGAUGAAUAUUCUAUGUUGGAUGAGCACGAUGAUAAUGAAGACGAUAACGAAGAAGAUGAGGAACAAGAACAUGAUCCGGUUUACAGUAUGGAUAUAAAAUUAGAAGACACAACAAAAAGUAAAAGACAACAUAUUGCAGAAGAACCUUAUAUUGAGCCAAUGCCAAAAAAGAUUAAGACACCCGAUGAUAAUCUGUUGGUUAACUAUAAUGUCUUGCCCACUCCUUCAACAGCAUCAGAACCACCAGCAAUUUCAAGUGGCGUUUCCGCCAACGCUACCGUCGUCGUCCCAGUCCCAGAUACAAUUGAUCACAUGUGUAAAGCAUGGGCUGGAAAUCUACGUGAAAUGACCAAAUCUCAGAGAAUCAUUGCUGAAAGGGCUAUCAGUGAAAUUAUAUUUCAAGGUCAAGUGGGAGUCUUAACGUUUGAUUCUAUACCAAAGAUGCCUGUGAAUGCUUCAUCUUCUUCAUCACAAAUGCAAAUGGUUAUAAAUAGUACUUCAUCCCAAGUACGAGGGACAAUAGAUCCCAAUGAAUAUUCGACCCAACAACAACAACAACAAUCUCAUCACAUGGUAGAUCAUCAGAACCAAGUCCAACAUCAGCAAGAACGACUGUCAACAACUUCAAAUCUACCACAAAAGACUACUGGGUACACAACGCCGGUGAUAAAACAAUUAGACUAUCCGGGACAAUUUUAUGACCAAUAAAAAGUUGCUUUUAAUUAUUUUAUAAGUCUCAAGGAUUAAAUUG